UACACAUAAACAUAAAUAAUGAUAAAAAUGUCACCACCAGCUCGCUCUUUGAUAUUUGGGGUCGUCUUUUUCUUGUUUUUAUCAAUAUUUUCAUUCAGUACAACUAAUGCUCAUAGUUGCACAGAGGGAUUCUUGUCAGAGGCGAAGCGGAGAAAUCUAGUAGCAACAUUUUGCAAGCGAUAUCAAGAAAGCAACGGAGUUGAAAUAGCCAUGAAGCUGAAGGAAAAACCUCGAAGGCUCGACAUAAUGGUGGGAGCUAUGUUAGAAGAAGGAACAGGGUGGCUAGCCUGGGGUUUGAACCCUGGCCCAGAAGCUAGAAUGGUUGGCACACAAGCUCUCAUUGGUAUCAAGAACAAGAGCAAUUUACUUUGGGAUACUUACAACAUCACCACCUAUACAAAGUUUGGUUGUCAACUCUUGCCUUCUCCAAUUGACUUGAACAUUAGCAAUUUUAAUUUCAGUUACAUUGAUUACCUUCAGUAUCAUGUCAUAAAAGCAACUAUUGUUCUUGAUCCAUUAAAAUAUGAUGUGUCGAGAUUAAAUCAUGUGUGGCAAGUUGGAGUUGAUGUGGAUGCAGUAGGGAAGGAACCAAAGAUGCAUGCUAAAGCACUCAGGAAUUAUGAUAGUACUGAAACAAUUAACUUGAUGACUGGUAAAGGUCGAGGCAAUAGAGUCCAUACAUCUAACCUGAUAAGACAAGUUCAUGGAGUAUUAAAUAUCAUUGGGUGGGGUACAUUGCUGCCCAUUGGCGUACUUAUAGCAAGGAAUUUCAGAGAGUACCCUUUACCUUGUUCGGGAUGGAAAAGUUACCAUAUUUCAUGCCAGUCAGUUGGAUACAUUGUGGGAUCAGCGGGUUGGGCUGUCGGAAUAUGGCUUGGCAAAGCAUCCAAAUACUACUCCUUUCCCAAACAUGGAAUUUUUGGCAUCUGCAUUUUCACUUUUGCCACUUUACAAAUGCUGUUUCUCAAACUUAAACCGGACGAUGAAAGUAAGUGUCGCGAUUAUCGGAACAUGUUCCAUCAUGUUCUUGGAUAUUCAUUACUUGUCGUGAGUUGUAUCAACAUAGUGAAAGGGCUAAGAAUAAUGUAUUUGGACGAAAAUUACUGGGUACCAGCUUAUUUCGGAGUUGCUGGCUGCCUCGCUUUCAUCUUUCUAGUCUUUGAAAUUGUCUCCUGGUUCAAUUUCUUAUGCGACAAGUUUCAGCUUAGGGUCCUAUGUGACAAAGACACAGCAAACGACGAAGCAAAUUCUAAAAAGGUUUCAAGAGAUGAUGGCAAAGUGCAGCCUAGCGAUACACCAAAAAACAACUAAUUAAGAGACACCAAUAAAGUAGGAAAAUCCGGAACGCAGUCAGUUGCUGCCAUUUUUCCUUUUGUUUUGGCUCGAUUCUAUUCUGCUUUGUCCAAUGUGUGAGUUAGUGUUUGGAGCUUUUCGUUUCUUAAUUUUUAUAAACAUAUUUGUGUGUACUAAUAAAUUGGCAAGGGAUUUUAUU
Nicotiana tabacum (common tobacco) is the source of this 1492-nucleotide messenger RNA. Its product is annotated as cytochrome b561 and DOMON domain-containing protein At5g35735. Lineage: Eukaryota; Viridiplantae; Streptophyta; Magnoliopsida; Solanales; Solanaceae. The record is from RefSeq and is a predicted model, not a curated record.